AGACACUCGGCGCAUCAUUUACAAUUCCACGCCGGCUAGACAAAGUAAAAAAAAAUAAGAAAAGAAAUAAAACUGACAACAACAAAAAUGUCGCCUCUUCAUGUCCGUGUUAACAUGAUAGCGUUAUUGUUUAUCUCGUUUGCUGUCGCCACACAGGCACAGGGUGGUCUGUUCAGCAUCACCGAUGUGGGUAAAAGUCUGAAGGAUAUAGCGACGGGCGUCUCGAAGGAUAUAACCAGUUAUAUACCCACGCCGGAGGGUAUUUUCGAGUCGAGUAAGAAUCUAUUGGCCGGCUAUCCGUUCGAAGUGGCCUCCUCGGCUAUAAAUACGAUUUGCUCCUCGGCACUCUCAUCUCAGACGAUAAGGUCGCGUGUGACACCCGAUUUGCGUAAGAUCAACUUUCAACUACGCACAGCAUGCAAUAAUUACAGUUAUCCGUUGUUGAAAUCCAAUCAAAUAUGGCGUAGUCCCGAAUUCGAUCCGACGAAGAAGGUGGUCAUACUGGCUACUGGCUGGACUACGACGGUUAACAGCUCGGAUACGAUCGAUGUGUUGGCUAAGGCGUAUAACUGUCGCGGUGAUGUGAAUUUUGUGGCCGUCGACAUAGCCAACUUCGUCGAUACACUUUACACCUGGUCCGCCCUAAAUACCGACGAAAUCGGUGCGAAUCUUGCAGAAGGCAUCGUGUUACUCACUCAGGUAGUACCGCUCGAGAACAUUCAUCUCAUCGGCCACAGUUUGGGCGCACACAUCGUAGGCGCCACCGGGCGUUACUUUAAUGAAAAAACCGGUAAGCUGGUGCCACGUAUUACCGGUUUGGAUCCAGCGAAGCCCUGUUUCAACGAAGGUCACGUGCUCUCUGGUCUGCAGCGUGGCGACGCCAAAUUCAUCGAUAUAAUUCAUUCGAAUCCCGGUGUGUUGGGCAAACGCGAACCUAUGGGUGAUGUGGAUUUCUAUCCGGGCGGCUUGGAUCCGCUGCCAAAAGGUUGUCUGCACGUGGUCUGUGCGCAUGGACGUGCCUGGGAAUACUACGCAGAAUCCGUUUAUCCUGGUAAUGAGAGGAAUUUUAUGGGCAAACGUUGCACUUCACAGACCCGUUUGCUCGAUAAUAAGUGUCCAGGUGUGGAGCAACCCAUGGGCUAUGCGGUGCCGCGGGAACUGAGAGGCAACUACUUUUUGGAAGUGAACGAGGCGGCGCCAUUCGGUAAGGGCGCUAAUAAGGAGAAAUUGGCGGCUCAAGCGAAUUGCGGCUUGUGCCCAGAGAGAAAGCAGUAAUGAUAAGAAUUUGUUUGGGAUGUUUGGCUCAUGAGAGACAAUAAUUUUUAAGAGUUUUGCAUCAAUAAUUUUUACAUUUUGUUGAAAUGGUGUUAACACUGUUAAUUUUCAUA
This is a messenger RNA of Bactrocera dorsalis (oriental fruit fly), 1388 nucleotides long. RefSeq names its product vitellogenin-3. The transcript has 3 exons. Gene Ontology annotation, biological process: lipid metabolic process. Lineage: Eukaryota; Metazoa; Arthropoda; Insecta; Diptera; Tephritidae. Bases 88 to 1275 code for a protein of 395 amino acids. The record is from RefSeq and is a predicted model, not a curated record. Gene Ontology annotation, molecular function: lipase activity.